Molecule: messenger RNA, 1218 nt
Organism: Aspergillus tanneri
Lineage: Eukaryota; Fungi; Ascomycota; Eurotiomycetes; Eurotiales; Aspergillaceae
Gene: NPY1
Product: NAD(+) diphosphatase
Exons: 3
Coding region: 1-1218 (405 amino acids)
Biological process (GO): NAD+ catabolic process; NADP+ catabolic process
Cellular component (GO): cytosol
Molecular function (GO): NADH pyrophosphatase activity; metal ion binding
Source: RefSeq, a predicted model, not a curated record
AUGAGUAAUCAACCGCAACUGCCCACGCCUGCACAUACGCAAGCUGAGUCAAUGCUGUCCCGACAGUUUGGACGAGAGACGGUGAAUUACUUCUCUAGCUCUCCUUUGAACCGCCUCUCUUUCCUGCGCGCCGACCAUCCCUUUCUGUCGGCCGCCCUGAAGCACCCUUCUACACGCUUCGUAAUCCUGAAGGAUCUGGCUCCCCUUACGAAGUCACCGGCUGAAUUGUACUGUGUGCAAUACGAGGAGGUGCAGAAGCUGGUGCCGGUAACGAUUUACGAUAAAUCCGAGGAGGAAAUCAUCAAGGAAUAUGACUCGCGGAGAACCAGCCCGCAGUUAGUAUUUCUGGGUUUGGAUGAGAGUUGUAAGCAGGGCGGUCUUUCCUGGAAAAUCUACACCGGAGCACCUUAUUUCGCGCUAGAUGUCACCCCGAAGGGCAGUGAAGAGCAACAAGCCAAUGCCAAAGAUGUGCUUAGUGCCCUUGAGGCCAAGGAAUUGAGCUUUCUCCAGGCGAGGGUGGCUAUGACCUUCUCGGCGGAUGAAGACUGGAACACUCGGAACACUUUCUGUGGUACCUGCGGCCACCCCACGGUCUCUGUGAAUUCGGGCACGAAACGAGCAUGCCCUCCCAUAGAUGCUGCGCGUAUCGCUGAAGGAAAGCCAGCCGAGCGACCUGCGUGCAACACACGCACUACCCUCUCAAAUCUGUCCUUCCCGCGUACCGACCCGACCAUCAUCGUGGCUGUUAUUUCUACUGAUGCCAAGCGCAUCCUGCUUGGUCGCUCUAAACGUUUCCCGCCGAACUGGUAUUCGACGUUGGCUGGGUUCGUCGAGCCAGCGGAGUCGGUCGAAGACGCUGUUCGGAGAGAAGUAUGGGAAGAGGCGGGCGUGACGCUUUCGCGUGUUAUCAUCCAUUCCUCGCAACCUUGGCCAUAUCCUGCCAACCUGAUGAUCGGGGCAAUCGCGCAGGUCAGCGAUCCCGCGCAUGAAAAGAUCAGCCUAGAACAUGAUCCCGAGUUGGAGGAUGCCAAAUGGUUCGAUGUUCAAGAAGUCGAAGAGGCUUUAAGGGUGGGGACCAGUUCUUUGGGAGAGAAAGCUGGCCCUGACUAUAAAGAAGGCGGGCUGCGAUUACCACCACCAACCGCCAUUGCCAAUCAGUUGAUCAGAGCAGCUACCAAUAUAGAUCUGUUCGCGGGGGAUAAUAAUUCGAAAAUGUAA